UGGACGCCUGACUCCUCCGCUUCCGGGAAUCCGAGUCCGCGGAGCCGAGCUGUUGCCCCGGGAGAGGGCGGUAAAUUCGACUUCCGCACUGGACCCACCCCUCCGCUCACCCAGCGGCGCUGUGUCCCCUCUCUGAGUACUGUGCCUGGGUUCUCCCCGCGUCUUUCCUUCGCUGGCGCCUGCUGAGUCCGCCCCGCCCUGCAAGGUUCGCGCUGUUUCCAGCCAGGUCCACAACGCGGCUGGUGGCAAGUCCCAGCCUGUUGGCGCAGAGGACGAGCGGAGUCCUUCACGGAGCCUCCAGCCGCUCCCACAGAGAAGCGAGCUGGCCAGGGGACGCAGAGCUUCCAAACUCGGCCUCCCUUGGGCAGAGUAAGUCUCGGCGCUGCGCAGGCGGCGGUGGGAUGGAAAGGAGCGGCCCAGAACGAGGCUAUUGGGGCGGGGGACGCCGCUGAGGACCAAUCAGCGUGAGCCCUGCGGGGGAACUGGCCCAGCGCGGCCCGGAUAAACAGACUGCGCGACCGUCGGACCCGGAGCGGUGUUGCAGCUGGAGACUGCUGUGGCUGCACGGUCCGCCUCUCUGAGGAGCCUCGCCUGAUCGCGCAGGCAUGCAUGAGUGCGUCUCCAUUCACGUGGGCCAGGCGGGGGUGCAGAUGGGCAAUGCCUGCUGGGAGCUCUACUGCCUGGAGCACCACAUCCAGCCAGAUGGCACCAUGCUCAACAAGAAGACUCUGGGGACCAGACAUGACUCCUUCGACACCUUUUUCACUGAGACAGAUUCUGGCAAGCAUGUGCCACGGGUUGUCUUUGUGGAUCUGGAACCUGUGGUCAUAGAUGGGGUAAGAACUGGCACUUACAGGAAGCUCUUCCACCCUGACCAGCUGAUAUCUGGCAAGGAGGAUGCUGCCAACAACUAUGCCUGUGGCCACUACACUGUAGGGAAGGAGAUCAUCGAUGUGGUGAUGGAGCAAAUCCGGAAAGUGACAGACCACUGCAGUGAUCUCCAGGGUUUCCUGAUCUUCAAUAGCUUUGGUGGUGGCACUGGCUCAGGCUUUACCUCCCUGCUGAUGGAGCAGCUUUCUGUAGAAUACAGCAAGAAGUCCAAGUUGGAGUUUGUUAUCUACCCUUCCCCUCGAGUGUCCACAGCAGUCGUAGAACCCUAUAACUCCAUCCUGACUACCCACUCCACCCUGGAACACUCAGACUGUGUCUUCAUGAUGGACAAUGAGGCCACCUUUGAUAUCUGUAACCGCCACCUCGACAUCGAACGCCCUACCUACAGCAACCUCAACCGACUCAUUGGCCAGGUUGUGUCUUCUAUUACAGCCUCCCUGCGUUUUAAUGGCGCACUCAAUGUGGACCUCGCCGACUUCCAGACCAACCUGGUGCCUUAUCCCCGUAUCCACUUCCCCCUGGUGACCUACUCACCCAUUAUCUCAGCCGAGAAGGCCUACCACGAGCAGCUCUCCGUGCCGCAUAUUACCAGUGCCUGCUUUGAGCCUUCCAAUCAGAUGGUCAAGUGUGACCCUUGCCGUGGCAAGUACAUGGCCUGCUGCAUGCUCUAUCGUGGAGAUGUGGUUGCCAAGGAUGUCAAUGCUGCUAUUGCCACUAUCAAGACCAAGCAUACAAUCCAGUUUGUAGAUUGGUGUCCCACAGGUUUCAAGGUUGGCAUCAAUUACCAGCCCCCCACUGUGGUGCCUGGGGGUGACCUUGCCCCAGUGCAGCGGGCAGUCUGCAUGCUGAGCAACACCACAGCCAUUGUUGAGGCCUGGUCCCGCCUCAACCACAAGUUUGACCUCAUGUUUGCCAAGCGGGCAUUUGUGCACUGGUAUGUGGGCGAAGGCAUGGAAGAAACAGACUUCUCUGAAGCUCCAGAAAACCUGGCUGCUCUGGAAAGAGAUUAUGAAGAUGUGGCCAUGGACUUUGUGGAAGAGGAGGUUGGGAGUGAGGAGUACUAGGUGGUCUCCACUCCAGUGAUGCCUGCUUUUCACUCCCCGUCUGUACCACUGCUUCCUUGUUUCCACAAUCCCCUGCACAUACGCCUGUGUCCCCAAUACUGCGGCAUUCUGUGCAGGCACUGGGCCUUCCCCACACCCUUUGGUGUCGCCCUGAGCAGGGGCAGACUGGCCUCUGCCCCCAGGGACCCCAGCUGGCAGUGUGUGAGGAGUGGUGCUGCACCCGGCUGAGAGCAGACCACCUGACACCUGUG
Messenger RNA from Octodon degus (degu), 2206 nucleotides. Its product is annotated as tubulin alpha-8 chain-like. The transcript is spliced from 5 exons. Gene Ontology annotation, biological process: microtubule cytoskeleton organization; mitotic cell cycle. Gene Ontology annotation, molecular function: structural constituent of cytoskeleton; GTP binding. Lineage: Eukaryota; Metazoa; Chordata; Mammalia; Rodentia; Octodontidae. The record is from RefSeq and is a predicted model, not a curated record. The coding region runs from base 606 to 1955 and encodes 449 amino acids. Gene Ontology annotation, cellular component: microtubule; cytoplasm.